Messenger RNA from Psilocybe cubensis, 1503 nucleotides. RefSeq lists its product as uncharacterized. The coding region runs from base 1 to 1503 and encodes 500 amino acids. The transcript is spliced from 9 exons. Gene Ontology annotation, cellular component: endoplasmic reticulum membrane; plasma membrane. Gene Ontology annotation, molecular function: glucosidase activity. Gene Ontology annotation, biological process: fungal-type cell wall organization; (1->6)-beta-D-glucan biosynthetic process. Lineage: Eukaryota; Fungi; Basidiomycota; Agaricomycetes; Agaricales; Agrocybaceae. The record is from RefSeq and is a predicted model, not a curated record.
AUGCCCGACCCCAUAGACUCGCACACCCCGCAAUCCGCACGCACCCGCACAGGUUUCGACGGACACGACUACGAGCUCGUCUUCUCCGACGAAUUCGAGACGGACGGCCGGACGUUCUACCCGGGGGACGACCCGUUUUGGGAGGCGGUGGAUUUGUGGUAUGGUGCGACGCAGGAUUUGGAGUGGUAUGACCCCGCGCAGGUUACGACGAGGGGAGGGGCGUUGGUUAUUACGAUGGAUUCGGUGAAUACGACGGAGAAGGGUGUUACGCCGGGUUCAACAGCCCCAUUCACUCUCGCGGAUAACCAUAACAUGCCAUACCGCUCUGGCAUGGUGCAGACGUGGAACAAGUUUUGUUUUACGACGGGGUAUAUCGAGGUUAGCGUGUCGUUCCCGGGGCCGGAUCAGCAGACGCAGGGAUAUUGGCCUGGUGCGUGGACGAUGGGGAAUCUUGCGCGUCCUGGGUAUCCAGCUACGACGGAUGGGCUGUGGCCUUAUACAUACGACUCGUGCGAUGUGGGCACGUUCCCGAAUCAGACGAACCCGGAUGGCCAGACGCCGAUUGCUGCUGUACAUUCGGAUGCUUCGCGCCCGAAUUAUAAUUAUGAUUUGAGUUGGCUGCCUGGUCAACGUCUCAGCGCAUGCUCGUGCCCAGGCUCAGACCACCCCGGCCCAACCGUCUCGCGCGGGCGCGGCUCACCCGAAAUCGACAUCUUCGAAGCAGAGCGCGACAAAAACUUCGACGUCGGCCACGUCGUAUCCCAAUCCGCGCAAUUCGCACCAUUCAACGCCGACUACAAGUACUCCAACGAUUCAGGCGGAUGGACAAACUUCGAUCCUACCCGUACGCGCGCGAACACUUAUCGGGGGAGUGCGAUCCAGCAGAGCGUUUCGGGGCUGACGAGGACGCCGACGGAUAUGUUUCAGGGCUCAGGAGCGAAUUUUAAGACGUUUGGGUUUGAGUAUUGGAGUGAUAUGAAUGAUAGGAGUGCGGGGAGUAUUACGUGGCAGGUGGAUGGGCAGAGGAGUCAUAGGGUGUUGGCGAGUGCUGUUGGACCGGAUCCGGAGGAGAAUGGGGGGAGUGGUGUUGGGCAGAGGAUUAUUCCGGAGGAACCGAUGAGUAUUGUGUUGAAUUUGGGUAUUUCUAAUAAUUGGCAGAAGAUUGAUACGAACUCGAUGCUUUUCCCUGGAGAGAUGAAGAUUGACUAUGUGCGUGUGUAUCAGCGCAAGGGACAGACGAAUACGGGGUGCGAUCCCAAGGAUUAUCCAACGGCGGAUUAUAUUAAUAGGCAUUUGGAGGCGUAUACUGAUGUGAAUAUGACGACGUGGAAAUGGGAGAAACCACGGAAUUCAAAGAGCGAAGUCAAUGCUACUGCAGCCACGUCCGCGCCGUUCGUGGUGGGCGUUAAGCUAGAAAUUAAUGCAACGCAUCGUGAAUGUGGGAACCCUUACCAACUUGAAAGUGGUAUCAUUCAGAAGUCGACGAACUUGUGGAAAGGUUAA